Molecule: messenger RNA, 1451 nt
Organism: Mesocricetus auratus (golden hamster)
Lineage: Eukaryota; Metazoa; Chordata; Mammalia; Rodentia; Cricetidae
Gene: Rfc4
Product: replication factor C subunit 4
Exons: 11
Coding region: 221-1309 (362 amino acids)
Biological process (GO): DNA repair; DNA-templated DNA replication
Cellular component (GO): nucleus; DNA replication factor C complex
Molecular function (GO): DNA binding; ATP hydrolysis activity; DNA clamp loader activity
Source: RefSeq, a predicted model, not a curated record
CGGUUCUGGGUGAGCUCGGCCUGGGUUCCGCCAGGCGGGGACCGGGCGGAGUCCUCCACCUCUGCGGUGCUCACUGCGAAUCGGCGGCAUUGUCGUCGUUAGCCCGCGGUGGGAGGUCGCAAUCCCGUAAGGUGACAAGAGACUGGCCUUGGACCGGACAGUGACCGCUUACAGUGCUCUCUGGAGCACUAAUUAACCUGUGUGCCAGGGAGAAGAAACCAUGCAGGCAUUUCUAAAAGGCACAUCUGUCAGUACUAAACCACAAUUCACCAAGGACCGGGCAAUACCCGCAGGAAGCAGUGGAGAAACCAAGAAAGUCAAGCCAGUCCCUUGGGUGGAAAAAUAUCGUCCAAAGUGUGUGGAUGAAGUUGCUUUCCAGGAAGAAGUGGUUGCAGUACUGAAAAAGUCUUUAGAAGGAGCUGAUCUUCCUAAUCUCUUAUUCUAUGGACCACCUGGAACUGGCAAAACAUCCACAAUUUUGGCAGCAGCUAGAGAACUCUUUGGGCCGGAACUCUUUCGAUUAAGGGUUCUUGAGUUAAAUGCAUCUGAUGAACGUGGAAUACAAGUAGUCCGAGAGAAAGUGAAAAAUUUUGCUCAGUUAACUGUGUCAGGAAGUCGCUCCGAUGGGAAGCCAUGUCCACCCUUUAAGAUUGUAAUUCUGGAUGAAGCAGAUUCUAUGACCUCAGCUGCUCAGGCAGCUUUAAGACGUACCAUGGAAAAAGAAUCUAAAACAACCAGAUUCUGCCUUAUCUGCAACUAUGUUAGUCGCAUAAUUGAACCCCUCACUUCUAGAUGUUCAAAGUUCCGCUUCAAGCCUCUGUCAGAUAAAAUUCAGCAGGAGCGAUUACUGGACAUUGCUGAGAAGGAAAAUGUCAAAAUUAGCCAUGAGGGAAUAGCUUAUCUUGUUAAAAUAUCCGAAGGAGAUCUACGAAAAGCCAUUACAUUUCUUCAAAGUGCUACUCGACUAACAGGUGGAAAGGAAGUCAUGGGGGAUGUAAUCACAGACAUUGCUGGGGUAAUACCAGCCACAACCAUUGAUGGAAUAUUCACUGCAUGUCAAAGUGGCUCUUUUGACAAACUAGAAGCUGUAGUAAAGGACCUAAUCGAUGAAGGACAUGCAGCUGUACAGCUUGUUAAUCAGCUUCAUGAUGCAGUGGUAGAAAACGAAGAGCUUUCUGACAAACAGAAGUCUAUCAUCACAGAAAAACUUGCUGAAGUAGAUAAAUGCUUAGCAGAUGGGGCAGAUGAACACCUGCAGUUGAUGGGUCUUUGUGCAACUGUGAUGCAACAGCUAAUUCAGAAUUGUUGAAGAUGGCCGGUGGUGGCACAAGAAUCAAGUGGAUCUUGAAUCAGAGGCCAACUUGGCCUUACAGAAACUCCAGCAGUAACAGAACCUCGUCUCAGAAAACCAACAUGAUUUUUGGAUAAUAAAUGACCAAAAAAACUGUAAA